Molecule: messenger RNA, 471 nt
Organism: Pocillopora verrucosa
Lineage: Eukaryota; Metazoa; Cnidaria; Anthozoa; Scleractinia; Pocilloporidae
Source: RefSeq, a predicted model, not a curated record
AUGACAUUAGAAAUUGUUAAUGUUAUCUCAGACGCACUCUCUUUUGCAGUCGCUCACUGUUUCGUAGGUGGCCAGCCCAGAUUCCGUUUUCGUGAAAGAGUCAGGGAAGUUUCUAAGCAUGUACAUAGGCGCCACAAUGUAAAACUACAGGACACAGAUUGUUUUCAACAAUACCGAGGAUUUUUGUCACAACAACCACAUUCGCUGCAUCACACACUUCCCCACAGGAGCAGCGUUUGUCUCGUGUACCGACGACUUUGGAGCGAGGUUUUGGUACUGGGAGGGAGUACAGAGAAUUCCUCCACCGACUGCAUUGGAAGUUUAGAAUUCGUGUCUUUUACGCCGAUCUUUAACACAAAUAUAAAGCUACAGUUACAACUUCAAUUUCUCCCUAAAUCGUCUCAGAGUUUCAGCCUUUUAGGUGCUUUACCUGUCAUUCUAUAUUGGUUAAACUCGUUUGGCUCUAUUUAA